AUGCAGGUGCUCAACGAAUCACUGCGUCUAUCAAUCCUCUACUUCCUGCUCGUCUUCUUGACGGGCUUCCUCUUCGGCUCAGCCCGAGUACCCUUUCUUCAACCCGCCAUGGGUGCUCGUGUCGUCGAAAUCCUGGAAACGCCAAUCAUGUUACUUGUGAUCUGGCAAGCUGCACAACUGACGGUGUGGCAGCUUGAGGUUGCCGCUACAGACUUCAUCACCCCUAUCCUCGUCGGCGCAUUGUCCAUGUUGUGGUUGGCCGCCGUGGAGUUUUCGGGUUUGUCUAUUGGCGAAGGUGGAUGGUGGAACGGAUUCAAAGUGCACAUCGUCCACAAAGACCCUCUUUUGGGGUCGAUGUAUGCUCUCGUCAUUCUGGCGUAUGCCGCUAUGCCGUUCUAUGUCUGGAGCGGGCAAAAACAGCAAAUCGAUCAGGCUUUGUUGGAUAUCAGUGCCGAGUCCAAACGGAUCGGGGAGAGCGACGACUACUGUACCAGGUGA
Molecule: messenger RNA, 498 nt
Organism: Capronia coronata CBS 617.96
Lineage: Eukaryota; Fungi; Ascomycota; Eurotiomycetes; Chaetothyriales; Herpotrichiellaceae
Exons: 1
Coding region: 1-498 (165 amino acids)
Source: RefSeq, a predicted model, not a curated record